AAGCCUCGGUACAGGCGUCCGCCUGGCUUGGCUUGGCUGGUUUUUAUUAACAAUCGCAUAGGAAAAUACUCCGUGCUUUCAGUUCUGCUUUUCAUUGUAAUGAUCGAAAAGCAAAUUAAUGUCAACCUGACAUUUUUAGUAGCUAUCUGGUCACAUAUUAAUUUACUACCUGUGCGGUUGAUCUCUGCAAUAAAUAUUUCAACUUAUUACCUGAAUAGAAAACAAAAAAUCUGCAAAAAUGGGGAUGAUAGUGAGUUGCUUUUCCAAUGUUAUGUACCUAUCUGAAAAGAUGGUACUAUGGAUGACUUGCGUUGGGUUAAUUUCUUGCAUCAUGCUCAUGUUUGUCAUAACCCUGGGAAUGGGCAUUGGUUUGGGAUACAAUUACUGCUUUGUGGACCUCAAAACGAGAUUUAAACGCGUACCGGGUCAUUAUGUUUACAAAGGAUUGCGUGAGGAUGAAAACCAACUGCAAGCAGGCAUGACAGAUAAUCCCAUAGAUGACGCGCUCAGAGAAACACCUCCCUAUCUUUCACCGGAUCCUUCAGAGGUUGAUAAAAAAGCUUUCCGUGAUCACCCAGAGAGAAAGUACUCUAUUUACAAUACAAAGAUCAGUAAUGAAACACUACAAGAAUUAGUUGAGAAACUUGGUUUAAAUGAAAACGAUACCAAUGCGGAGUAUGCUGAUGACAAUGAAGAGGAAUCGGAAACUACAAGCAAUAAUGCGACUGAACUAAUUGCUACUCUUUUACCUGUUUCGAAAACUGCUUCAGAAUAUGCCUCAGAAUAUGCUUCGGAAAUGGAAUCACAAAUGGACUCAAAAUCGACACCAGAGAUAGGUUUAGAGAAAUCUUCAGAAGCUGCUUCGGAAUCGACGACUGUUUAUACAAACUCUUAUGCUCAUUUUGACGAGGUCGAAAAGAGUGUCGAACUCAGUGAUGCCAUUAAUGAUCCUGCCACGAGGAGCACGAUUCGCGAUCCUUAUGCUCCUGAUGAAACGGAAGCUCCCGUCGUUGACAUUGACGUAGAUAGACCAGACGAGUCAGGAGGCAAGAGAGUGAAAAAAGUUGUUAUACCAAUAAGUGGUCUAGAUUUAAUAAGCUUGCUAUCGAAACUGAAGACCGAAAACAGAAAUUAUUCCCUGCAGAUAGUCACAACUUGAUAUGUUUUAAGUGGUUUAGAUGUGUUUUUGAUUUUAGAUUUCUUUAUACCUACGUUAUUUACUGUAGGUAUUUUAUUUCUAAGCUGUUUUUAGGUAUUUUACUUUAAAUAUACAAAUUUUAUUUUUUCAAUUGUGAUUUCCUUAAACUGAAUGAAUUCUCAUCUUUAGGCUAGCCUAUCUAUUUGAAUCUUAAUUGUUUGCUAACAUAAAUGAUUUUAUUCCUUAGUUUCGAGUAAAUAGCUGUUAAUUAGUUACUGAUAUCUUACAUUUCUUACUGACAUUAAACCUUGAAAAUGGAA
Molecule: messenger RNA, 1458 nt
Organism: Trichoplusia ni (cabbage looper)
Lineage: Eukaryota; Metazoa; Arthropoda; Insecta; Lepidoptera; Noctuidae
Exons: 3
Coding region: 239-1159 (306 amino acids)
Source: RefSeq, a predicted model, not a curated record